Messenger RNA from Rotaria sp. Silwood2, 2751 nucleotides. Lineage: Eukaryota; Metazoa; Rotifera; Eurotatoria; Philodinida; Philodinidae. The record is from the annotation of a GenBank genome assembly.
AUGCAUCGAGAUCUAGAAUUCUGUUUACAAUAUUGUAAGAAAUUAAAUACACCAUUCUUUUGUGAAGGUCAACAAAAUUUUAGUUCAUUAAAAUCAAAAUAUCCAAAUACAUUUGAAUUGUAUCUACGUCAAUGUUUGGAUUUACAUUCAACAAUGGGUGCAUGUGGUAUAUUUGACAAUAUCAGCCUUUUGAUGAACCGUAUUUCAGAACAACCGAUUAUUCUUGAUGAUCAGAAACGAGAAUCUCUUGAAUCGAGUUUAAAGAAGUUUGAUAUCCCGCUGAUUUGUCCACCUAUUCUAUGUCGUAGAGUAUCUAAUCUAAAACAAAACGAAUCAGACAGUAUAUUGCCAUUACAAACCAUCGAUGUUUCGAAAAACGAGCAAGACACACAGGUAACUUGUAUUGAUCUCCUCAAAUCGAUUGCUGCUGAGCGCUGGAUUGUACUUAUCGGUAGUCCUGGUAGUGGCAAAACUACUAUUGCACGAUGGUUGACAUGUGAAUUAAGCCGAAAUUUGCUUAACGAACAGAAGAACGUGUUAGAAAACCAUCCUAGUUCAAAUUUAUUUAAUUAUAUUGGUCACAACACAUGGAUAACGCAGAAUUACAUUAAUUCGGAAUUCAAAGUUUUACAAGAUUUUGUUCGAAAUGGACAUGCAUUAAUCAUUCUCGAUGGAUUAGAUGAAAUGACAAUAUUUGAAAUGUAUAAUCGAAUAAAUAAUCAAAUACACGAUUUUAUGAAUACUUAUUGUGUGUCAAAUGACGUCGAGUCGCCAUUCGAUGAUAAAUACUUGGCAACUGCUAACCUUGGAUGUCCAUUUCGAUGUGAAAAUUUAAUCGGAGGAAACAUAGUUAUUCUCACUUGUCGAAUAGUCAAUUAUACGGCACAACCUUUACAAAGUACUUUGAUUUUUCAUUACAUGAUUGAACCGAUUAACAUAGAAUAUCUUAGUAAUUUUAUCAAACAAUGGUGUUAUCAUGUGCAAGAUGAAAUUGUUCCUUUAUUAAUUCGAUAUAUUCCAGAAAUAAAGUGGCAACGAGCAAAAUGUAAAUCUAUUUUCGAUUCUAAAAUUCUUAUUCAAAGAAUCGAAUCAGAUAAACUUCUUCAAUCAUUUGCAUCAAAUCUUUCUGUUCUUUCGAUUAUCUGCAUAUUAUUUACUCAAUAUGGUAUUGAUGUUCUUAAAAAAACUCGAGUUCAGUUGUAUCAACAAGUCGUCGAAUCAAUGAUUCAGAGAUGGCAAAAUUGUCGAUCAGUCAUACCAAAAGAUACAUUAAUAUCUAUCUUUUCCAAUAUGGCUUUUUAUAUUCAUUCUCGAUCAAGUCUAGGUCUUAUUGAUGAACUCGGUUUAACUCAUCUAUGUCGGUUAUCACUUCGACGAUGGUAUAGUCAACGUUCUGUUGGUACAAAUUAUAACUCGAUGAAUAUUCGACAACAAACACAACAAUUUAUGCAAUUUAUAAGUGAAGACGCUGGUAUUGUUGCUGCACGAACUCUUUGCGUUUACGGUUUUUUACGUUUGACUUUUCAAGAAUAUUUUGUAUGCUUGGCUCUAGUUAAUGUCGAGCACUGUAAUCAAGUUGAAACUAUUAACGAAUUAGUUACUCGAUUUAUGUCUUUAGGAUCGAUUUUUCGUCUACGAGAACCUCUGAAUCUCGCCUUGGGAUGGAUCAAUUUGCAUUGGAGUUUUGAAAACUUUGAUUGUUUUUGUAUUCAACUACAAUCUAAAACAAAUCUAACUAAUAAACAUUUACCGAUGGGUUCUCUAUUGUUCAUCAGUGCCGUUGCUGAUAUAGGUUGUUUACCGUCGGAAUCCACCAUAUACAGUAUAUUAAAUUCUUUAUUAGAAUUUGAAAUCGAUAAAACAGAAUGUGCGUUUCGAAGUCAAUUAUUAAGUGGUUUAGAUCGAUUACCAAUCGAUAUUGUGAUUAACCGGCUCAACCAUGCAUUUAUGAAAGGAGAUGCAGCACUCUCCUUAAAACUAUUAUACAUAUUAUACUGGUCAAUACACUACAGACGACCAUUACCACAAUGGGUCACGACUCAAUUUUGUGAAGUUCUUUGGAAACAAUUGUAUCGAUAUAAUCAUGAGAUUGAUACUUGUAUUGAUCGUAUCUUAAUGAUCACAUCUGCAGUCAACCAUCAUUGUUUACCUUCUCCUCCCAAUAGUUUACGAGCAUAUUUGCUUUCAAAAACUAUUCGAACACAAGAACUUCAUUCAUCUGUAUUAACUGCUCUUAUUGUCUUGUAUGGGGGUUUGGAGUACGAAGAGCGAAAAAAUAGUCCGUUGAUUAUGUUCAAAGUUUGUCGCAUGCAUCGUGAUUCACCGCUAUCUCAUCUUUUCAUUGAUUAUUUCAAUGAUACAGCUACGAAUCAGACAGUUAAAUUGCAAAAUUUGAUUGAUCAAUGUCAAAAUAUAGUGGACAGAGCAGUAUCGACAACUGUAACUCAAGAAGCAAAUCAUACUGUAAUAGUAUUAUUUUGUUUCUAUGGUAUUGAUAAUUCUUCGAAUUAUGAAAAAUAUAUUGACUCGCAACUUUGGCAAUCUGCUGUAUGGCAUAUGAAAAUCGUUCAUUACUACCUACGCCAAUUCUAUUUUGUAGAUCCACGCUCAAGUUUAUCGAGAUAUGUCAUCGAAACUGAAGAACUUGAAGGUGGAGACAUUCAUCUUUUACAACGAGGAAUCCACCCGUUCCAACUUUUACAACAUAAGCCAGUAACGCUUCUUCUUGCCUAUGUUCCUGUUCCAGUUUGA